CUUCGGCUUCCUUACCCCCUUUCCCCAAGCUCCAAGCAGACCCGAGCCUGACCACGAGCUGGCCUGGCACAUGUUGUUGUCGCGUCGGUUCUUCGCACCGGCCACCGCGUGCAUUGCGUGAACCGCAUGCUAACCUAAUCAAGCUGCAAAGUCGACACGUUGAGCUGGAACUCUCCACCUUGGAUUCGCAUCGCCUCCGAUACACGCUCCUGCUUUCCGGUUGCAGCCUCGACAGACCUUCGUCACCAUGUCGGCGUACUACGACCCUUCGCAAUGGCCUCCCCAGGGCCAGGCUGGCUGGGACCACCAGACUCCGCCGCCCGCGCGCUCUGGUGCUAGCUCCACCAUCCCUCGCGAAGAACCCGCCGCAUUCACCCAUCAACUAGAGGAGGUCGACCGUGCCAUUGACAACCUCGUCAAGAGCGGCAAGAUGUUUGGAGCUGCCGGGGGCCGCCGUGAGUCCCUACCUUAUCCCGGCCCCGCCAGAAUGUACCCAGUUUUCGGAAUGUUAGACGGACGUCCGCCUGUUGGCCCCGGUUCCCGUCCCCACUCCAUGGCCGAGUUCGGCGAUGCGCGCGGUUCCCACCCGGGCUCGAACUUGCAGAACUUCUACGCCUCUCAGCGGCACCAGCCCUCCCGCGGCUCUAACGAGGCAGAGCAAAUGAUGCAGGCCAAGAGGAGAAUGGCCGCUCAGCGGGAACGAGAGCUGCGGAACUACCAUCAAGAGCAGCAAUACAACCGAACCGUCCUCGCCGAGAUGUCGUACGGCGCCAACAGGCCUGACCGUACCAUAAGCCCCGGCAGCUUGUCCGAGGAUGAUCGUCGAAAGCUUAUCGCCCAGCAGCGUGGUGCUAUGUAUGGAGACGCUUCAUACGCUGACGCAGCCGGCUACGUCGAUGAAACAAGUGCGCCUAGGGCUGGUCUUCCCGGCCCUCCGGCUGGACCGCCCCGUCUGCGCGGCGGCCAUUCCCCGCUGGCAUACGAAUACGGGCGCGCGCCGCAACUCCACCCGGAUGCUGGUUCUCAGUCCGCAGCGGCCGAGGCCGGUCAGGGAUCGCAGCCCGCCGAGUCCGACCAGGCCCGAGCCAACAGCAAUUCGAGCCCGCAGUCUAACCCCGGUAGUAAAGGUGCAUACGAUGCCGCGGCGGCCCAGCAGUCGACCCGUACCAGCGUUUCGUCCCCGGGAGGAUCUCCGCCCCGCCAGGGUGCCCCUGGAAGCAAGCCCACUCAGGGCUCUGUGGCACCCAUUGGCACGCGCCCCUCGAUCUCCGGCACCCCGACCAACCCUGCCUUGAACAAGCGGUCCACCACUCCGCUCGCCUCGCCUCUUGGCCACGGGUACACGGCGUCUGGCGGCGGCGAAACUGGCGCUUUGAGCAGCGCUCCGCCCGCCAACCCGUCUUCAGCAGCCGCCGAGGGUCCCAAUGUCGGCCUCUCCGGCUGGGGCGCUCGUCCUAAUGGCUGGGGCAGCAAGGCCGGCCUAGGUGUCCAGGCUAGCGUCUGGGGUUGAUUCUCGUUUGAAACUUUCUUGUCUCCGCCACGGCAACGAUUGGCUGCGUUUCGGAUACGGAGUCCUGGGGUCUAAGUUCGACAGGAUGUUGGGAAUUGCGGGAGGCUGUAAGGACAUCAGAAGGAUGGCGUCGUUAAACCUAACGAACGGGGUUGUUUUCAGUUUCGGAGAGUCGGGCGGGCGUAUUUCGGAAAUGGAAUAGCGGGAGUGGCGUGUGAAUCUUGGUCAUUCAUGGUUGCUUACACAAAAGAGGUGGGCACGGAGCAGCGGAGGGCGGAAUGGGCAACGGGAGCGUCCUUGUCUUGGGUUUCUGGCGCAUUGGCA
Molecule: messenger RNA, 1834 nt
Organism: Parathielavia appendiculata
Lineage: Eukaryota; Fungi; Ascomycota; Sordariomycetes; Sordariales; Chaetomiaceae
Exons: 5
Coding region: 248-1510 (420 amino acids)
Source: RefSeq, a predicted model, not a curated record